Callithrix jacchus (white-tufted-ear marmoset) is the source of this 2177-nucleotide messenger RNA. Lineage: Eukaryota; Metazoa; Chordata; Mammalia; Primates; Cebidae. The record is from RefSeq and is a predicted model, not a curated record.
CUGGUGCAGCGGGGCAUGGAGUUGAGAGGCUCUGAUCAUGUGAAGUGGAGGGCAGAGGUGGAUUCAUGAAUCCCUACAUGGGUCGAGAGGGUCCUGCCCUCCAUUUCCGGUCCCCAGGGCCUCCCUUCAAGUCAUGGUCAGGCCCUGAGGCUGAACACAUCUAUGGAGCAGCCAUGGAGCACUCAGCUCGGAUGAGGGGCUCGCGUUGGAAGUCAGAUACACCUGGUGCUGCUCUUGUGCAUCCACCUGCUCACCCUCCCACUUACCCAUCUGACUCUUUAGCCCACCCACACUUUCAUGAGCCAUUCAUUCAUCUACUCAUCUGCCUUCCCACCCACUUAUCCACCUACUACCCAUUCAUCCAUCCAUCCAUCUACUCAUCUGCCUACCCACCCACUUAUCCACCUACUACCCAUUCAUCCAUCCAUCCAUCCAUCUAUCCAUGCAUCCAUUCACCCGUCAGUUCAGCCACCCUUCAAUCCUAUCCAUCCAUCAGUUCGACUAUCCAUCCACCUAUCCAUCAUCCAUCCACCAAUCUAUCCACCCAUCUAUCCAUCCAUUUAUCUAUCCACCCACACAUCCACCCACCCACCCAUCCAUCAUCCAUCCAUUUACCCACCCACCCACCUAUACAUCCAUCCAUCCACCCACACACCCAUUCCAUCCAUCUAUCUGUGAGGUUAUCCACCUACCCAUCCAUUCAUCCAUCUACCCAUUCACUCACUCACCCAUCCAUCCAUCCAUCCGUCUAUUCAUCAUCUAUCUGUCCAUCUAUCAACCAGUCCAUCUACCCAUCCAUUUAUCCAUCUACCCUUCCAUCUAUCUCAUCCACCCACCCCAUCAUCUAAGCACCCACACAUCCUUCUAUCCAUUUAUAUAUUCAUCCACUCACCACCCACCCACCCAUCUAUCCAUCUAUCCAUCCAUCAAUCUCUCCACUCACCCAUCCAACCAUCCACCCACCCACCCAACUCACCCAUCCAUCCACCCACCCAUCCAUUCAUCCGUCCAUCAACCCACCCACCCAUCCAUCCAUCCAUCCAUUCAUCCACCCAUCCAUCCAUCCAUCCACCCACCCACCCAUCGAUCCACCCACCCAUCCAUCCACCCAUCCAUCCAUCCAUCCAUCCACCUACCUACCCAUCCAUCCAUCCACCUACCCAUCCAUCCAUCCACCCACCCAUCCAUACAUCCAUCUACCCAUCUAUACAUCCACACGUCCACCCAUCCGUACAUCCACCCAUCCAUACAUCCAUCCAUCCAUUCAUCCACCCAUCUAUCCAUCCACCCACCCACCCAUCGAUCCACCCACCCAUCCAUCCACCCAUCCAUCCAUCCAUCCAUCCACCUACCUACCCAUCUAUCCAUCCACCUACCCAUCCAUCCAUCCACCCACCCAUCCAUACAUCCAUCUACCCAUCUAUACAUCCACACGUCCACCCAUCCGUACAUCCACCCAUCCAUACAUCCAUCCAUCCAUUCAUCCACCCAUCUAUCUACCCACCCAUCCACCCACCCAUCCAUCCAUUCAUCCAUCUACCCAUCCAUCCAUCCACCCACCCAUCUACCCAUCCAUCCAUCCACCCAUCCAUCCAUCUGUCCAUCCAUCCACCCACCCAUCUACCCAUCCAUCCAUCCAUCCAUCCAUCCAUCCAUCCAUCCGUCCAUCCAUCCAUCUACCCACCUAUCCAUCCAUCCACCUAUGCAUCCAUCCAUCCAUCCAUCCAUCCACCCAUCCAUCCAUCCACCCACCCACCCAUCCAUCCAUCCAACCAUCCAUCCAUCCCCCUAUGCAUCCACCCAUCCAUCCAUCCACCCAUCUAUCUGUCCAUCUACCCAUCCAUCUAUCUAUCCAUCCAUCCAUCCACCCACCCACCCAUCCCUCCAUACAUACAUACAUACAUACAUACAUCUACUCAUCUACCCAUUGAUCCAUCCAUCUAUCCACCUACCCAUCCAUCCAUUCCAUCUGCCUAUCCAUCUGUCCAUCCAUCUAUCCGCGCAUCCAUCCAUCUACUUAUCUACCCAUUGAUCCAUCCAUCUACACACCCAUCCAUCCAUCCACCCAUCCAUCCAUCCAUCCAUUCAUCUACCUAUCCAUCCAUCCAUCCAUCCAUCCACCCAUCCAUCCAUCCAUCCAUCCAUCCACCCACCCAUCCAUCGAUCCACCCACCCAU